CGGAGGCGGAAGUUCCCCACCGGCUUGAGACGGACGGCGCAGGCACCGGGAGCCACUUGUCAGCGCUGGUCUAAGGCGGAGGGUGCGCCGCGCGGGUCCGGAGUUUCUUUCAUUUUCUAGAACUGCACAUUGAACCCUCGGAAUCAUGAGCAACUACAGUGUGUCAUUGGUCGGCCCAGCUCCUUGGGGUUUCCGGCUCCAAGGUGGCAAGGAUUUCAACAUGCCUCUGACAAUCUCUAGUCUGAAGGACGGUGGCAAGGCAUCACAGGCGCAUGUCAGAAUAGGCGACGUGGUUCUCAGCAUUGAUGGCAUCAGUGCCCAGGGAAUGACUCAUCUUGAAGCCCAGAACAAGAUUAAGGCUUGUACAGGCUCCUUGAAUAUGACUCUGCAGAGAGCUUCUGCUGCAGCCAAGACUGAGCCGGUCGCUGUCCAGAAGGGUGAACCUAAGGAAGUAGUUAAGCCUGUGCCCAUUACAUCUCCUGCUGUAUCCAAAGUCACUUCCACAACCAACGUGGCCUACAAUAAAGCGCCACGGCCCUUUGGUUCUGUGUCUUCACCAAAAGUCACAUCCAUCCCAUCACCAUCGUCUGCGUUCACCCCAGCCCACGCUGCCACCUCAUCACAUGCUUCCCCUCCACCCGUGGCCGCUGUCACUGCCCCCCCACUCUCUGCAUCCGGACUGCAUGUUAGUGCCAGUCUUAGUGCUGACCAGAGUUCAUCUCCAGCGAACACUGGUAAACCUGCAGUUAAUGUCCCACGGCAGCCCACAGUCACCAGCGUGUGUUCCGAGUCUGCUCAGGAGCUAGCAGAGGGACAGAGAAGAGGAUCCCAGGGUGACAUUAAGCAGCAAAAUGGCCCACCUAGAAAACACAUUGUGGAGCGCAACACGGAAUUUUAUCACAUCCCCACUCACAGCGAUGCCAGCAAGAAAAGGCUGAUCGAGGACACCGAGGACUGGCGUCCCCGGACUGGAACGACUCAGUCUCGUUCCUUCCGGAUCCUUGCCCAGAUCACUGGGACUGAGCAUCUGAAAGAAUCUGAAAAUGACAAUACGAAGAAGGCAAACAGCACCCAGGGGCCUUCUCAGCAGUCAGCUUCAUCUGGAGCUUCACCUCUGAGCGCAUCUGAGGGGCCGGAGAGCCCAGGUGCGAGCAGGCCAGCGGUGGCUGGCCUCAGGUCUGCGGCUGCUUUCAAGCCUGUAGGAUCCACCAGCGGCAAGUCACCAAGCUGGCAGCGUCCAAACCAAGCAGCACCUUUUACUGGGAGAGUUUCAAACAAUGCGAGUUCCUCAGGUACAGGGGCACCUGUGAAGCCAGCUGUGGGGCCGCCCCAGCCGAGUGACCAAGACACGCUUGUGCAGAGAGCUGAGCACAUUCCAGCGGGCAAGAGGACCCCCAUGUGUGCCCACUGCAACCAGGUCAUCAGGGGACCUUUUCUUGUGGCUCUAGGGAAGUCCUGGCAUCCAGAAGAAUUUAACUGUGCUCAUUGCAAAAAUACCAUGGCCUAUAUCGGCUUUGUAGAGGAGAAGGGAGCACUGUACUGUGAGCUGUGCUAUGAGAAGUUCUUUGCUCCUGAGUGUGGCCGCUGCCAGAGGAAGAUCCUUGGAGAAGUCAUCAAUGCUUUGAAGCAGACCUGGCAUGUGUCCUGUUUUGUGUGUGUGGCCUGUGGAAAACCCAUCCGUAAUAAUGUUUUCCACUUGGAAGAUGGCGAGCCCUACUGUGAGACAGACUACUAUGCCCUCUUUGGAACAAUAUGUCGUGGAUGCGAAUUCCCCAUAGAGGCUGGCGACAUGUUCCUGGAAGCGCUGGGCUACACCUGGCAUGAUACUUGCUUCGUGUGCUCUGUGUGUUGUGAAAGUUUGGAAGGACAGACAUUUUUCUCCAAGAAAGACAAGCCACUUUGCAAAAAACAUGCUCAUUCUGUGAAUUUUUGAAAAACAACAGGUCCAGAAAAAAAGAAGAAAUUUGAAGAAAAAGGAGGAAAAUUAAAAUUGCCAUUUAAUUUUUAGUUUUAAUAUUUAUAUGGAGUUCUCAAAUAAUAGUAGUCCUGAAGGGAUAGACUCCAACAUGAAAAAUCAAAUCUGAGAAAAUGCUUAGCUUUAGAAAGUCACAGACAGUUUGGCAUUUAUUCUGAAUUGCCAGUAUUUUUCUGCCCAUGAAAUAGCCUUUAUAAAAAAUCAAUUUCCUUGCUAUUCAGUUCAUCUUAGAAUUAGCAAAGGAUUACAUUUUAGAAUUAAAAUCUCUAGCCUCUUUGCUGAAAUUGGGGGGGGGGAGGAGAGGUAGUAGCUAUGGGAAUCCACAAAAGGCAAUAAAAGUACCUUAAACCUUAUUAGUAAGAAUAAUUGUUUAAUAAACCCAUUUUAUCUUUAAAAUAGUAAGUAGACAUUUAAAUAAAUUUUAGGAGUAGACAAUUUCCUUUUCUGUUUAGUGGGUGUUGCUUUGGUCUUAUCAUUGGUCUUACCUUUCAGUAAGAUGGGCCAUGGAAAAUCUUGAUCAAAGUGUGUCAUUGCCAGUAAGAGAUUUUCAUGAUCUCCUCUGUUCUCUCAGAUGCUGGCUGUGCUUCAGACAGAGCAGUCUGUUUGCAUUGUGUAUGGCUGCCUGGUCUAGACUGCCAUGCUUUCGUCUCUGGUGCUGAGAUGAAGAUAUUUCAAUAGUGUUAGACUCUAAUAGUGUUGUCUCCUUUCUAGAAAAGAGUAGGUAGAAGAUAAAGGAAUUAUGGAAAUAACACAAUUGUAAGUAGAAAGUUAAAAAACACUUCCCGCUUUCAGAUAAAGAACUGACUGAUUUUUACAUCUAUGUCUCUAACUGAAGGUUCAAAAACUCCUUGCCCAGUGGGUGGGUUUUUUGGAUUGAGGAUUAUAAGAUCCAACUGUUAGGUUUUUUUGCUUAUUUGGAGUUGUUUUGGGAUUUUCUUUCUUGUUUUUUGCUUGGGGUUCAUUUCUAUCAGUGAGUAAUUCUCCUUUUGGUCUCCAGUGUUUGGUAGAAAGGGAGAACCCUGAUGCAGUUCUCACACGGCCCUGUUAUCUGUUCCUCAUGAGUGGGGAGAGCAUCGUGCAGGCACCGCCUGUAGUCAGGAAAGUGCCUGGGAGACAGUCGUGCAGGAUGGCUCACUGCCCAGGGAGAUACAAAUGAUGGCGUUUCAUAUUUUCUGUUUCUACAAUGAAUAAAAGCACGUGCUCCUGCUGAGUUACAGCUUAAAUCUGUGGGGACAAGGUGCUUUCAAAAUCCAGAUAGAGCUCCCAGGUUCCUGCUGCCCCUUCACUCAAGUGCACUUGUGCAGUGUGAGUGUAUGCAUGCGUGUGUGUUAGGACGUCUUAGACUGCUGUAUUUGUUUAACUUCCCCAAGAACUUUCAAGGCAUCUGUCCUGAAAGUGGCUAAUCUAUGGCCUAGUGAAUUUGUUUUAUAUGCAGAUAGUAGUGAACUGGGGGAUAAAUGAACAGCAAGGGAGAUACCACAUUGCAAACUGGAAGCUUCUCCAGUAGCAGCCCAGGUUACCUCCUCACCUGUGCUUGCUUAUAGGGAGGCAGGAAAUGUCGUCAGGAGUCAGUGCUGGAGCUUUGUACUUUAGGUCAUUGUGCUGCUGCAGUAAUCAGACUUGAUGACUCGUGUGCAUUAGCUCAGAUCUGAAUGUCAGGCUUUGGCUUUAUACGACAAAAUAAGUUGGUGAUUUUGUUUUGAUAUAGUCAUUUUGUUUUGUCUUUUAGAUGAUAUGCAAAAAUAUUUGAAAACUCAUAGGCAUUUGCAUAUUCAAAGACUUUUCUUCGACUUGGAUUUCUUAUAAAAUUUUAUUUAAGGAUAUCAUUUUUAUUAAGCCUUUACUUCUAUGUGUUAUUUGUAGAACAUAAUGCUGCAUUUUAUAAUGCUGUAUUUCUCUAAAUUUAAUCUGUCAAAGGCUAGUGUGGCUUGGUAAUUUGGCAUUGUGUGUGUAUCUUUGCCUGUUUUAUGGCAAGGAUUAUAUCCAUUCCUAAAGUAGUGACCCCUGGGAGAUGAGUUCUGCCCAGAGCCAGAAGACCUGUCUGUAGUGGGGAUUCAUGUUUUGUUUACCAGCAUGGACCUUUGGAUACCAGGUACAGCACUUUACUCUUCUGGCAAGUUCCCUGGGUGUUUAAUAUAAAUUCUGUGUCAGUAGCAUUUUUCUUCACUACUUAGAACGUUGAGCUUUCCCCAUGCUAGAUGUCUGUUUUGAAGGCUGUACCCCAGGUGGACACUACAGUGCAUGACUUUAUGUCCCACAUUCAGUUUCUCAUUGGUCAGAGUUUGAUGGGCCGGGGUUGGCACUGUUUCUCUAAUUGUUUGGUCUGACUGCUGCCUGCUGAAGCAGGAAUGCUUCUGCUCCCCGUGAUGCUCCCCGUGACUCCAUCCCCUUGUGAAACUGAAGCCUAAUUAUUUGGCCAUGGUAUGAAAACAAAAGUAACCAUUUGUUUACAAAAGAUCUGUAAGCCAAAUCAUUUGAAUAUUGAUAUAAAGCUAUGUUUAAAAUGAUCUACAGCAAAAUGUACUCUUUCCAAGGAACUCAAAGUUAAAGUAAUUACUACAGUGUGAAUUCAGUGUAAUAUUAAUACUUUCUGGCAGUUGCAGUUCGGUCAUCUCCGUUGGAGCAGAAGAAACACAGGAGAUAGUCUCACGCAAAUGUUUCAGGCUGUCCUCGUCUCCAGUGUCUACGGUGUUGGCCGUAGACACUUAAGUGUAACAUGCUGAACCUGUCAAUCAAUUACUGUCUUUUCUUUCUUUGCAUUUUCAAGUUUGUGUAUAGCUACUCUUUUUCUUUUGGAUACAUUUUUAAUUAAAAAAAAUCACAUGAGAAAUGUAAUCUGGAUAGUGAUACUUUAAUGAGCACAUACUCAAUAAACAACUGCAAUGAUGUCGACA
Messenger RNA from Apodemus sylvaticus (European woodmouse), 4869 nucleotides. RefSeq names its product PDZ and LIM domain 5 (gene Pdlim5). Gene Ontology annotation, molecular function: actin binding; muscle alpha-actinin binding. The transcript has 13 exons. The record is from RefSeq and is a predicted model, not a curated record. Gene Ontology annotation, cellular component: filamentous actin; stress fiber; adherens junction. Gene Ontology annotation, biological process: heart development; actin cytoskeleton organization; muscle structure development. Bases 146 to 1933 code for a protein of 595 amino acids. NCBI's taxonomy places the organism in Eukaryota, Metazoa, Chordata, Mammalia, Rodentia, Muridae.